AGGGAGGUGCAGAUCAUGAGGCACUUGCCGAAGCACCCUAACAUUGUGUCGUUCAGAGAGGCUUAUGAAGAUAAAGAUGCCGUGUACCUUGUCAUGGAGUUGUGCCAAGGCGGCGAGCUUUUCGAUCGUAUUGUCGCCAAAGGCCAUUACACCGAGCGCGCUGCUGCUAAUGUUACCAAGACCAUACUUGAAGUCUGCAAGGUGUGCCAUGAACAUGGCGUAAUCCACAGGGACUUGAAACCUGAAAAUUUCUUGUUUGCAGAUGCAAGUGAGAGCUCCCAAUUGAAGGCUAUUGAUUUUGGUCUUUCCACAUUUUAUACACCUGGCCAAAGAUUUAAUGAAAUCGUUGGAAGUCCCUAUUACAUGGCUCCAGAGGUUCUAAGACGUAACUAUGGAAAUGAAGUUGAUAUAUGGAGCACUGGCGUCAUUCUCUAUAUUUUGCUUUGUGGAGUUCCUCCCUUUUGGGCAGAAACUGAGGAAGGAAUUGCACAAGCAAUCAUCAGGGGUCAUUUGGACUUCACAAGAGAUCCUUGGCCUAAAGUUUCAGAUGAAGCAAAACACCUUGUUAAGCGUAUGCUUGAUCCAAAUCCACAAACCAGGAUAACAGUUCAAGAAGUCCUUGACCAUUCUUGGAUACUACAUAGGGAGCAUGGUAGAAAUGUUUCCCUUGGAGACCAAGUGAGAAAUAGGAUCAAGCAAUUCUCCUUAAUGAAUAGAUUCAAGAAGAAGGUUCUUAGAGUGGUGGCUGAUAACCUUCCUGAUGAGCAACUUGAUAGCAUGACCAAAAUGUUCCAUAUGAUGGACAAGGACAAGAAUGGAGACUUGUCAUUUGAGGAGCUCAAAGACGGCCUUGCACUGUUUGGACACACACUUCCUGAUCUUGAUGUCAAGAUGCUGAUGGAUGCUGUAAAUGUUGAUGGAAAUGGCACCUUGAACCGUGAGGAAUUUAUCACAAUGAGUGUUUUCCUAAGGAGGAUUGGAAGUGAAGAGACUCUGACAGAUGCAUUCCGUGACUUUGACAAGAAUCAAACCGGAUUCAUCGAGUUUGACGAAUUGAAAGAGGCUUUAUCAGCUGAUGAUGAACACACUGAUGAGCAGGUGAUCACAGACAUCCUCAAUGAUGUGGACUUAGACAAGGAUGGCCGAAUCAGUUUCGAUGAGUUCAAGGCAAUGAUGAAGUCAGGAGCAGAUUGGAAGAUGUCGUCUCGCCAGUAUUCAAGAGCAAUGCUAAACGCAUUGAGUUUCAGGCUCUUCAAAGACAAAUCUGUGAAGGUAACCAAUUAAAACAUGAUGAGGAG
Molecule: messenger RNA, 1298 nt
Organism: Arachis stenosperma
Lineage: Eukaryota; Viridiplantae; Streptophyta; Magnoliopsida; Fabales; Fabaceae
Product: calcium-dependent protein kinase 24
Exons: 8
Coding region: 16-1284 (422 amino acids)
Biological process (GO): peptidyl-serine phosphorylation; protein autophosphorylation; intracellular signal transduction
Cellular component (GO): cytoplasm; nucleus
Molecular function (GO): calcium ion binding; calcium/calmodulin-dependent protein kinase activity; ATP binding
Source: RefSeq, a predicted model, not a curated record